This is a messenger RNA of Brassica napus (rape), 2976 nucleotides long. RefSeq lists its product as uncharacterized. The transcript is spliced from 2 exons. The record is from RefSeq and is a predicted model, not a curated record. Lineage: Eukaryota; Viridiplantae; Streptophyta; Magnoliopsida; Brassicales; Brassicaceae. Bases 1582 to 2325 code for a protein of 247 amino acids.
ACCAUUUUUUCUUUAAUUUUUUUACAAAAACGUGGAUGACUAAUUUUUUUGUAUUUUGUUCAUUUUUAGAUAUACAAAACUUUUUUUUUGUCUUCUUCUCAGACGCUUCUUCAUCUUUUGAUUUUUCUCCAAAUAUUUCAUAACACUGAAAACUCUUAUGCUCCUCCUUCUCCGUUUAUUUCCUCUCCUCCACUAAUUCAAAUUUGGCUCAGGUUGAGGAAACAAAGGACUGAAAGGAAACCAGAGAAGGAAGAACCGGGCAUGAGAGGUGGAUACAUGACGGUGUCGACGGUGAAGGAGGCGAAGGAGGCGGAUAGGAAAGCGGCAGCGGUGGUGUUGGAGAUAACAGAGGAAGAAGAGGAUGCGGCAGAGGUGGUGUUGGAGAUAGAACGAGAGUGAAGUGAGUUUGAUGUAGACACAGUAUGUCUUGAAGAGCACGGCCAAGAAACUACGAAGAAGGUAGAGAAAAUGGUACUCUCUCUCUCAAACCCCACCAGAGGAGAGGAUACUGAUGCUUCUUUCUUUACUUGCUUUUCACGGACCUUUUUAUUAAUCUUUCACUUAGUCAAUUCUGAUAACAUUUAUAAAACAAGGUUUUAUUGAAAUAUAAAAUAGCUUAUUAAAGCUUUAUUUUAAGUGAAAGAAACUAAAAGGAAAGAAAGAAACUUAGAGAUGUCACCUGUAGGAGAUGGAUUACAUCCCUCCACAAGGCCCAUCGAAUAACAGGUUCUAAUCCAGCAAGUCGGAUUGAUUUGGUCGGUUCGGUGGCUAAACCUAUCGGCUUGACCUUAGAGUACUUUUAGCCGGUCGAGUAAGUCGGCUAAAAGUGCCCGGCUUAGAGGGAGCCUCGUUUCGGCCCGUAUACUCGGCUUCUCGCAUUAAGGCCCAAAGGGGCACAAAAUUAGGGCAUCUGGGGAAGGAGUCCUAUAAAAAGGGAAAAGGAAGCAACAUGAGAGGGACUUUUGGACCAGUGAACACACUGAGCGGCUAGAUCUAGGGUUUUAGGUUAUCUCUUUGAUCUUGUUACUGUUCGAUCUUGUUGCUCUUGAAUCUUCUUGUCACUCUUGUAACCCUUCAAACCAGAUCUAAAUAAAACGUCUUUAGCCAUCCCAUUUCUGACUUCUUCCAUCUUAGUCGACUGAAUCCCGUUCAAACAAUUGGCGCCCACCGUGGGGCUGACUAAAGUAACGUUCUAGAUCUACAUGGUUCAAGAAGACGCCACCUUCGGCGCUCCGGGAGCUGAACCGACCCCAACGCCCGAAGCCGCGCCACCCAUCGCCGCAGAUUUCAUGAGCACUAUCAUGGCUCGACUUGCUCGUCAAGACGAAGUCCAAAAGACGACCAACGACCAACGACCAGUUAGCUGCUCUGGUCGCGGCCCUCACAGCUCCCGACGGUCAAACAAGCCGUCCCAAGCAGAUACGCCGUCGCCUCUUUAACACCAACCCGACGGCGACCGGAGGCGACCAUAUCUCAGGCGACUCCGAGCCUAACAAAACCCUUCUCGCCGACCACCCCCCAGUAGGUUCUGAUCUCGCAACCAUACGCGAGCUCGCCGAGCUCAAACUCAGCUUCCAACAAAUGAGCGAGAAGAUCCAUCAAGUAACCAGCGCGGCCCCGAAAAUCGAGAGCGUUCUCGCCGCAACAUCACGCACUCCGUUUACUAGCGCUCUGACCAGUGUCCAACUCGGAAAGAUAAAGAAGCUGCACCUACCCGAGUACAAACCCGGCGGAGACCCAGUGGAACACAUGACAGCUUUCAACAUUUUGAUGGCACGAGCUCGACUCCUAGACGAAGAAAGGGACGCAGGCUACUGCCAACUGUUCGUCGAAACUCUCCACGAGCAAGCCCUAACCUGGUUUUCCCAGUUAGAAGAAAACUCCAUCGGAAGCUUCCGCGACUUGUCAGCAGCUUUUCUCAAGACUUACAUUAUGUUCACCAAGCGCAGCGCUACUGCCUCUAGCUUGUGGAACCUCAACCAAACCAAAGACCAGAGCCUCCGCGACUACAUGGAGAAGUUCAAAGCCGUAGUCUCGAGGAUUAAAAUUCCAGACGGUAUCGCCAUCGACACCUUACGGAACACGUUGUGGGUUCGUUCUAAAUUCCGAGAGGAUUUAUACCAAAACCCAACUACGUCGCUCCAGGACGCUAUCGCGCGAUCUGACAAUUUCAUCCGAAUGGAAGAAGAUACUAACGCCAUUCUCAACAAGAUGAAUGCACCCAAAGCUCCAGCGGCUAAAAACGCCAACACGCGACAAGAACCGCGCUCCAACCGACAAAAACGGCCGCAAAGACGGAUACAUGUAUGUCGUCAACGAGAAUAACGUGCCGGUUUUAACUCUCGUAGUCCGCGGAGAGGGAUGGAACAAGUGGGUAAGGGAGCUCGAUUCGUCCGACAAACCAGUCGACGCCGUUUGCUCGACCUAGACUACAACAGCAGCAGGAUCAGCUGCAGGACCUUCCAAAACCGUCGAUCUCACCAAACACUGUAAGUAUCACGAUGUCAAAGGGGACGAUACGACAGAGUGCAAAUCACUCUAUGCGCACUACCUCUCCUCCUUAGCAAGUGGCGACUUCAAGUUCGAACCACUAAAGGCUAAGCCGAAGAACGGCAAGAGCUGGAACAAGAAUAAAGAAAGGAGAGCCCAACGCAAAGCUACAUGCAAAAGUCGACACAUCAAAACUCAACAACGCGAUGACGAGGAGGACGCCCCGAAGAGUAAUGGCGAGGCAGACUCCUCGGCUGACGAAGAGCAACCAGCUAACCGCAGACGCAUUGAGGUCAUACUUUCCCAGCAAAACUUGUCGUCGGACGAUGAGAACGAUGACACACAUGUACUCGAAGAUUUGAGAGAUGUUCUGAAACGGAAGUUUGAAUCCGAAAACAGCAACAGCUCAACGCACAAUGAUCUCUGAACAAUGUUGAAUGCACGGAAGUCGCGGCGUAUCUCGGCAGUUGACCCUGAUCCCAAAGA